Molecule: messenger RNA, 1009 nt
Organism: Pocillopora meandrina
Lineage: Eukaryota; Metazoa; Cnidaria; Anthozoa; Scleractinia; Pocilloporidae
Source: the annotation of a GenBank genome assembly
AUGGAAACCUCAAUGAGAAACUGGAAAACUACAAUGAAGCCAUCUUGUAAUGAUGGAUGUAUCACAAUGGAUCAGAUCAAGAUCCAAAGAGGGAUCUUUCAAGGAGAUUCAUUCUUGCCUAGUAAUCUGUUUUAUAUGAAAGACCUAAAAUUGAACAGCAAGAACAAGCAAAAACAAGUUGGAGAACUAAAAAUAGUGACACAAUUCAGUGAUGAUAUUGGUAUGGAAUUUGGCCUUGUGGAAUGUGCCAAAGCCAGUUUCAAGAAAGAUAAACUGACUUCAACUGGAAACAAAAUAAUAGAUGAGGAGACAGAAAUACAAGAAUUGAACCAGGAAGGAGGAUACAAAUACCUGGGUGUAGAUAAAAGUGAUGGUAUCCAGCAUAGCAAAAUGAAAGAGAGGAUAAGAAAAUAAUAAAAUAGGAGAGUAAGAUUGAUCCUAAGAACUGAGCUCAAUGGAAGAAACAAAAUAGAAGCCAUCAACAGCCUUGUAGUCCCAGUUGUGCAUUAUAGUUUUGGCAUCAUUGACUGGAAAAUCUCCAAACCGAAGAAGAUUGACAUGAAAACACCCAUACUAUUGAACAAGCACCAGGUGUUACAUCCUAAAGCAGAUGUGAAAAGGCUGUACAUCCCAAGAAAAGAUGGAGGAAGGGGCUUGAUUAAUGUAGAAACAACAUUCAAAACAGUAACAAUAGGGCUCAAUCAUUACCUAAGGUACAAAGAAGGGCAAUAUCCAAAGCAGGCGCUUGAACAUGAAAGAUUUAAGUCCAAAAAUUCAAUAACCAAGAAUGCUACUAAGCUCAAAAGGGAAGUAACAAUGCCAGGCUUUGAGAACAGAGAGGAUAAAUCAGCCUCGGAAAAUGCUAAGGCCCUGAAACACACAUCAAAGUCCAGGAUGAAAUCCAUGAAUAAAUGAAAGUGGAAAAAAAAGCAUUACAUGGCCAGUAUUCCAGGAUUCUAGAGAAGCCUCACUUAGACACAGUCACCACCAACAAAUGGUUUUCAAGUAA